Messenger RNA from Salvelinus fontinalis (brook trout), 1772 nucleotides. Its product is annotated as dihydropyrimidinase-related protein 1-like. The record is from RefSeq and is a predicted model, not a curated record. Gene Ontology annotation, cellular component: cytosol. The transcript is spliced from 8 exons. Bases 357 to 1469 code for a protein of 370 amino acids. Gene Ontology annotation, molecular function: hydrolase activity, acting on carbon-nitrogen (but not peptide) bonds, in cyclic amides. NCBI's taxonomy places the organism in Eukaryota, Metazoa, Chordata, Actinopteri, Salmoniformes, Salmonidae.
CCAGCUGUGACACAGUGCUCGCUCUCUCUCCCUUUCUCUCACUCUCUCGUUCUCUCACUCUCUCUCUUUCUCCCUCUCUCUCCCUCUCUCUCUCUCUCUCUCUCUCUCUCUCUCUCUCUCUAUCUCUCUCCCACUCUGGCUCCGAUAGAAACUAGAGCACUACAUCAUCAUCAUCAUAAUCGUCCUCUCCUCUAGACGCAUCAAAGUUCACGUCGCACCAAAACACAGGUGCUUUGCAGCGCGAGACCGUCGACAACCGGGUUAAAAAAGACUGUCCCAUUUAACCGAUCUGAUCUGAAACCUUUUUACAUCCACAGUUGUUGUUUUUAUUAAUGUGAGUAGAUACGGUCGUUAUCAUGUCUGACUGCAGGAGGCAGUGGAACCGGGAGAACGAGCUGCCGGUCUACCUGGCAGGAACGGUUACAACCGGGCCGAACCAACGGAAAUCCUACGGGAUGUUUUCCUCAGCGGAUGGCGCCUGCGACAGUAAGACUGUAGACUGUGAUAACUUUCCCGCGGGAAGGAGAGGAACCAGGAAUCCCAGGAGCGUCAGCCGGGACAGACUCCUCGACCACUCUGACGGCGACGUUCCUGAGACGGCUAGUGAGGCCAGUGAGGUCCGGGGGUUCGGUUCUCAGGUCAGCUCACCCGGAGAGAGAGAGGAUGUGAGGCCGGGGGUGGAGAUUGAGUACCAGGCAGGGAGGCAGUGUCACUCCGGUCAGAAGAAUGGAAAGAGUGAGAGGUUGCUGAUUAAAGGGGGUCGUGUGGUGAAUGACGACAUGUCUCAGUAUGCAGACGUCUAUGUGGAAGAUGGCCUUAUAAAACAGGUGGGUGAUAACCUGGAGGUACCUGAUGAUGUGAGGGUGCUGGAGGUUAAUGGAGGUCUGGUGAUACCUGGAGGUAUAGAUGUGAACACCUGUCUGAUGAAGCCUCACCUGGGUUGUCCACCUGUAGACGACUUCUACCUGGGCAGCAGGGCGGCGCUGGCUGGGGGCACCACCAUGAUCAUUGACCAUGUGACUCCUCAGCUGGGUGACAGCCUGCUGGAAGCGUUUGAGCGCUGGCAGGAGUCAGCUGACAGGAAGUGUUGCUGUGACUACUCGCUGCACGUCGACCUGCCGCACUGGCACCAGGGGGUCAAGGAUGAGCUGGAGGUUCUGGUGCAGGAGAAAGGUAUCAACUCAUUCCAGGUGUAUAUGUCCUAUAAGGAUUCGUUUCAGAUGACUGACUCUCAGUUGUAUGAGGUGUUCUCCUUCCUGAAGGAGUUGGGGGCUGUGGUGAUGCUGCAUGCUGAGAACGGAGACCUCAUUGCUCAGGAACAGAGUAAGGUCCUCAGCAUGGGAAUCACUGGACCAGAGGGACACUCCCUGAGCCACCCUGAAGAGGGCUGCAAUCCCGUUAAUGGGAUCGAUAUGACAAGAGCCAGUGAAAGUUCACGGCGCCAAAUUCAAACAACAGAAAUCUCAUAAUUAAAAUUCCUCAAACAUACAAGUAUCUUAUACUGUUUUAAAGGUAAUUUUGUUGUUAAUCCCACCACAGUGUCCGAUUUCAAAAAGGCUUUACAGCGAAAGCACCAUAAACGAUUAUGUUAGGUCACCGCCAAAUCACAGAAAAACACAACCAUUUUUCCAGCCAAAGACAGGAGUCACAAAAAGCAGAAAUAGAGAUAAAAUUAAUCACUAACCUUUGAUGAUUUUCAUCAGAUGACAUUCAUAGGACUUCAUGUUACACAAUACAUGUAUGUUUUGUUCGGUAAAGUUCAUAUUUAUAUA